This is a messenger RNA of Cryptosporidium muris RN66, 930 nucleotides long. Its product is annotated as DnaJ domain-containing protein. The transcript has a single exon. Lineage: Eukaryota; Apicomplexa; Conoidasida; Eucoccidiorida; Cryptosporidiidae. The record is from RefSeq and is a predicted model, not a curated record. The coding region runs from base 1 to 930 and encodes 309 amino acids.
AUGGGUUCUAAAGAAGAUGAUAACUCUGAAGGUAUACACUUGGAAGGUAUAAAUUUGGCUAGUUCAAAGGAUACUCAAUUAGAAACAGAUUCUGAUGAACUUUUUUCGCUAUUCAUUAAAGAAAUUGAUGAAGAAAAUAAACCUUACCAAAAAGUGAAUAGAAAUGGCUUUAAAAAAAUAGACGAAAUUUCAAAAUAUAUACAGAACGGAGAAUUUCAGGUUAACGGCGACUCUAAAUACUUAGAUACAAGUAAAGUUUUAAUUAAUACUGACUCCCUAGGCAGUGCUGAUGAGGAGAUAUUAAGAUUAACUUCUCGAGUAUUUGUGAAUAGUUUUGAAAUCUUGAAAUUACCAGUAAAUAGCUCUUAUGAGGCUAUUAGACGUCAAUACCGUAAAUUGUCACUACUUAUCCACCCUGAUAAAUGCUCUCACAAAUCUGCAAGAGAAGCCUUUGAUAUACUGAAUAGAGGCUAUGAAGAAUUGCAGAAGUCAGAAAGUCGUUUAAAAUAUAAGCAAGUAUGGAAGCAAGCCGAAGAAAUAGUCUUGAGAGAAAGAAAGAAACAAAUGAAAUUAAUGAGGAAAAAACAGCGGAAGGGGUUAAUAAGUAGAGAAGAAAUAGAAAUGGAAGAACAGUCCAAAAGUACAAAUGAACUUCAAAAGGAGAUCAUAGAUAUGUGUGAAAAAAUCUUGAAAGAAUAUGAAGAGAAAAGAGAAUAUAGUGAGAGAUGCAAAGCUGCUAAUGAACAAUUUGAACGACAAAGGUUAGAAGAAAUACACAAUGAAGAAAAGCGAAGGUGCAUACAAAGAAAACUUUGGAGUGCCUCUAUGGAUGAGCGAGUUGGGAAUUGGAGAGAAUAUAAGAGAGCUGUUGAAAAAGGUACAAUAAAACUAGAUACAUUUAAAGGUGUUAAGUUAAGUAGACAAGGUUAG